UUUCUUUGUUGUGUUUAUAUGUUGUGACUCAGUGCGAAACUGUGAUAAAACCUCAGAAUUGAAACAAAAUUUAGUCUGUCGCCAAAAUUACAAGUGUCAAGAUGGCUUUGGUUUCCGAUGAAGAGUGGGUGGAGUACAAGUCCAAAUUCGACAAGAGCUACGAAGCGGAGGAGGAUCAGAUGCGUCGCGAACUGUAUGCAAAGUCCAAGGCCCGGAUUGAUGAACACAACCAGAAAUUUGAGAAGGGCGAAGUGACUUGGAAAAUGGGAAUCAACCACUUGGCUGACCUUACUCCCGAAGAAUUCGCCCAGCGCUGUGGCAAAAAGCCGCCAAAUUGAAUGCCAGAAUCUCAGCUUAAUCUCAUUUUAAAUAGUGAUUUUUUAAAGACAGCAAUCUCUCUGUAUUUAUAAUAAUAUGCAUUUGUAUUUUUGAAUGUUUUUGGUUCACCCACCCCCAAAAUAAACAAUAAAUCAGCUGUUUUGUGUACUAAUC
This is a messenger RNA of Drosophila takahashii, 492 nucleotides long. RefSeq names its product crammer (gene cer). Lineage: Eukaryota; Metazoa; Arthropoda; Insecta; Diptera; Drosophilidae. The record is from RefSeq and is a predicted model, not a curated record.